Messenger RNA from Polypterus senegalus (gray bichir), 348 nucleotides. Its product is annotated as transmembrane protein 100. The transcript has a single exon. The record is from RefSeq and is a predicted model, not a curated record. Gene Ontology annotation, biological process: cellular response to BMP stimulus. Bases 1 to 348 code for a protein of 115 amino acids. Lineage: Eukaryota; Metazoa; Chordata; Cladistia; Polypteriformes; Polypteridae.
AUGGGCUGCCGCCACGGACAAGCCGUCAACACUUCGCUCCAUCAGGAUGGAAGCCCAAAACCACCAGAGACACUUUCGACCUUAGAAAGGCUGGCACUGGCAACAGGAGGGACAGAGAAGUCAUGGAACCGGUGCAUCUUCCCAUUUGGGAUCAUCUCGUUGGUCAUCGGGAUUGCUGGUACCGGAGUGACUUUCUACUUCAACAAUAUGCAGCUGUCCAAAGUAAUAUCCAUAGUUCUCCUGGCAGUGGGGUUGGCAUUGGUGGCAUUUGCCUGCUGGCGCCUCUACAAGAAAAAGACGAGAAGAAAGGAAGCGAACUCCUUCAGCUCGGAGCAGUGCGCUCUGUGA